UCAUACACACGUCCGAUUUUUCCACGCAAAAUGUCCGAAAUCGACGAUGUUGACAUCGAGUUGUUGAUCGGUGAAGUCAAAAGUCGUAAAGAAAUUUGGAACAUCGCUGAUGAAAAUUAUCACGAUAGGACCAAAAAAAGAAGUGCUUGGAUAAGCAUCUGUCAGAAUUUUUUUCUAUCGUUUGAUGAAAAGGAUGACAAAGAAAGAAAUUAUAUAUGUAUGUAUUCGCAAAUGAUUCGCAAUAUUAUUAAAAUUCGUCAAAAUCUCGAAAAUGCACAGAUUAUUUUUGAAACACCUCCCUCAUACACACAAAGCAGUUCAUCAAAAAAACGCAAACACGACUUAGAGUCAUCUUUAAUAGAUUAUUUAAACACUCCUAUUCCUAGUCAAAUUAUAACAACACCAGCUCCAGAACCAAAUCCAGACAGGUCUUUUUUCGAUAGCAUAUUGCCAUCCAUUGCAAAUUUAACAGAAGACCAGAAAAUAGAAUUCCGCUGUGAGGUACUAAAUAUUAUAAAACGGAUGAGGGCUGCAACUUUACCGCAACAAAACUAUGGUUAUCCACGAAUUAAUCAGGAUUAUUUAUAUGCUAAUCAAACAUCACAGUUAUCAAACUACUCUCCUCAAAUUGCAUCAUACCACCAUCAAACUCCCAAUUACAUGCAACAACGGCCCCAAAAAUUUACUCGGCCUGGUCCAUAUUCUGCUCCACUUCCUCAAUCAAAUAACAUGCGACAAAGCCCGCCAAGAUAUACUCAACCUGGUCCAUAUUCUGCUCCACUUCCUCAAUCAAAUAACUAUGGGAUGGAUUCCAAUCCUACAUCUCCAUGUAUAUCAAUUGGAAACAGUUACUGUGUUAGUGAAGAAGAUAGUCUUGACAUUAAUUAA
Molecule: messenger RNA, 888 nt
Organism: Aphis gossypii (cotton aphid)
Lineage: Eukaryota; Metazoa; Arthropoda; Insecta; Hemiptera; Aphididae
Exons: 2
Coding region: 31-888 (285 amino acids)
Molecular function (GO): DNA binding
Source: RefSeq, a predicted model, not a curated record